This is a messenger RNA of Poeciliopsis prolifica (blackstripe livebearer), 2289 nucleotides long. It is a transcript of the gene dtx2, whose product is annotated as deltex 2, E3 ubiquitin ligase. The coding region runs from base 270 to 2192 and encodes 640 amino acids. The transcript is spliced from 9 exons. The record is from RefSeq and is a predicted model, not a curated record. Lineage: Eukaryota; Metazoa; Chordata; Actinopteri; Cyprinodontiformes; Poeciliidae. Gene Ontology annotation, cellular component: nucleoplasm. Gene Ontology annotation, biological process: protein ubiquitination; Notch signaling pathway. Gene Ontology annotation, molecular function: zinc ion binding; ubiquitin protein ligase activity.
UUUCCGACAGUCCGUGAAGGCAGCCGCUGAAGAGGAAGGGUUCCUGUUAACGUCUCUGCUCAUGUAAAGCGAUCUGAAUGCUUCGGCUUCGUCAACAUGGUCUUGAAUGUUUAUUCAGGCCGUUUCCAGUUUGAUCCCCACCUCGUAACUUCCUCGCAGGCGUGCUAACACAUUCCUAAUGGAGUCUUUUAACGAGCCCAGCUAGCCUCGCUGCGGACAUUGUUUUCGUCGUAGCCACAAUCGGCUAACCAGUCGUCGUGUUAGCGAACAUGGCGAUUGUGUCUGGCUCCUGUGCCAGGGUGAACGGCUCCAGAAACGGGCCUUCGGUGUCGGCCACGACAGCCUCCGGCUCCGUGGGGCAGUCUCAGCCCAUGAUAGCGGUCUGGGAGUGGCAGGACGACCUGGGCUACUGGCGGCCUUACAGCGGCCAGGUUAGCGCCUACAUCGAGCGGUGUCUGUCACCGCGCGGCCACCGGGGAGGCGGAGGAGCCGGAGGAGCCGGAGGAGCCGGCGCUACAAGCAUCUGCCUCGGACAGUCGGACCCCAGCCUGUCGCCCUACCUCAUAGACAUACCGAGCCUGAAGCAGUUCCGACAGGACACAGGAAAGACGCGCUCCGUGCGCCGGUCCCUGUUCGCCCAGUCCUCCGGCCUCGGCAGCGGCGUCUACUGGGAAUGGGCCAACGACGAAGGCAGCUGGACUCCGUACGAAACCCGGACUUCCAUCCUUUUGGAGCACAGCUAUCAGGCGCGCCAGGGCACGGCCGACCUCGGCCCCCACGGAUACAACUACAUUGUGGACCUGACGUCUCUGGCUCAGGUCAAUAAAUCAACGGGCUUCAGGCGGCAGGUGCGGCGGCAGUGCAACCUGCCCUACCCACUGGCCUCCUCCGUGCCCCCUCCCCCCACCUGUUCCUGCCAGCAGUGUCUGAGCUACAGCAGCACAGGACCGAUGCCCAGCCGCUCGCGACAUUCCUUCUCCUCCAGUAGCCUGAACCGGCCCAUCCUCCAGGGGACGGGGAGGGUCGCUGCUGCUCACCCCGCUUCCGUCUACUCGCCCUACCCCAGGAGACCCCUCUCUGUGGGGGGGAUGUCUUGGGGCAGCCCCUGGCCGCUGCCGCCCUCGGCUGGUCAGAUGUCUGCGCCUCAUCUGAGCAGCUCUCCAAGUGCUAACGGGUUAAGUGUUCCUUCCAUCUCUGUGCAGCUGAACGGCUCCACCAGCGUGAGCUCUGCCCUGGCAGGCAUGGCCUCCAUUUUGAUGUCAGCGGUGGGACUCGGCGUGCGCUUCACCUCCGCCCCCCUCCCUCAGCAGCAGCCCCUGCAGCAGCAGCAGCAGCAGCAUCAGCAGCAACAACCUGCUCCUUUUGCUCUUCCUCCUCCUCCUCCUCUCCUCCCCACAGCCAGCAGGCCCCACAGCAGCAGCAGCAGCAGUUCAGUUAGGAGAGCAAAGAGGCAGCACAGGAGAGCGCCAGCCCAGAGGUCUGAAGACGUGAUCCAGCGCUACAUGGAGGUCGUGGCCGACGCUCCAGAGGAGGACUGCAUCAUCUGUAUGGAGCAGCUGUCCAAUCCGUCCAGCUACGAGACGCCGCCAUCAGAGGAGGGAGGCCAGAGCAUCGUGCCGGAGGCCGUGGGGAAAUUCAUCAAGUGUGGACACACCCUGCACAUGCUCUGCAUGCUGGCCAUGUACAACAACGGAACAAAGGACGGCAGCCUGCAGUGUCCGUCCUGCAAGACCAUCUAUGGAGAGAAGACCGGCACGCAGCCCAAAGGCAAGAUGGAGAUCUACAGCGUCGCUCAGUCGCUGCCUGGUCACCCCGACUGCGGCACCAUCCAGAUCAUCUACAGCAUCCCGCCUGGGAUACAGGGCCCGGAGCAUCCCAACCCAGGACAGCCGUUCACCUGCAGGGGGUUUCCUCGCUUCUGUUUCCUCCCCGACAACGACAAGGGCAGGAAGGUCCUGGAGCUGCUGAAGGUGGCGUGGAUGCGGCGCCUGAUCUUCACCGUGGGAACGUCCAGCACCACUGGGGAGCAGGACACGGUGGUGUGGAACGGCAUCCACCACAAAACCGAGAUGAUGUCCAACCUGUCGGGCCACGGCUACCCCGACCCAAACUACCUGGACAACGUUCUGUCAGAGCUGGCCUCGCAGGGCGUGACAGAGGACUGCCUCAAACCUCUGGGCAGCAGCAGUUAGGUCGCAGCUUCACACAUUUCCACUCCACUGCAAACCUCCAGCUCAGCUCUCAGCUGAGGGAAAAAGAAAUAAACACAACCAUAAUCUCCGCAGAGAA